GGUCAAAUUGGUGGUCAGCUGUCGUCUGUCCUGACGAUUUCUGAUUUAGUUAUUCCAUAAAUUUAUUUUUAUGAGUGAGCAGUGUUUAGUUAAUCCGUUUUGUGAGUGCAGUAACGUGAGCCGUAUAAGAAGAAGUGGAAAUAUCGUAAUACUAAUCAUUUAAAAAAAAACGGCCAAAAUGUGUCCAAUUUGGCCGCUCCACCUCAUCAUACUAUACCUGCUGGCGCUGUGUCCGCUAUGGGUGAUCGUACAGGCUGUCCCCGAGCUGACGGCGUCCUUCGACCCUGAACAAAUCACCGUCAACAUGGAUGAAUAUCAUUUAGUCAAUGUAGCUGUAGAAGGUCCAAUGCAACUAGGCGAUGAAUUCUCAUUGGUAGCUGAGAAUCCGCACUUGACAUUACCAGAAUGGAAUACUACAUAUCACUUGACAGAAGAUAAUAUAGCUAGCAGCAAGUUUGAAAGUGUUAUAAAAGUCAACGGGAAAUUUCUUGGUCUCACAAACGUGUUGCUGGAGGGGAGGCGUGGCUCCGAGCCGCUCACCAUCAACAACAACAAGCUACCGGUCGUCGUCAUAAGGCCAGAGAGAGUCAUCGAUACUAUAUUCGUAACAUCUAUAGCUACUUUUGUAUCACUGAUCUUCAUAAACUUCGGUUGUGCGAUGGACUGGCCCACUGUGAAAGAGACAAUCAAAAGACCAGUGGGACCAAUCAUAGGAAUGGUUGGACAAUUUAUUUUCAUGCCUCUUAUGACAUUCGGUCUGGGCUACGUGAUAUUCCCGAACAACGCCGAGAUGCGGCUGGGCAUGUUCUUCACGGGCGUGGCGCCGGGCGGCGGCGCCUCCAACAUCUGGACCUUCAUCCUCGGAGGGAACCUUAAUCUGUCGCUCGCUAUGACUACAUUAUCAACUAUCGCUGCUUUUGGUUUCAUGCCGCUAUGGCUAUUCAGUCUGGGUCAAGUAGUGUUCGCUAACGCUCAGAUCGUAGUCCCUUACACAAGGAUCGCAACCUUCGUGGUGGGUCUGAUCGUCCCACUGGCCAUAGGGCUGGCCAUGCAACGCUUCACGCCCAAGAUAGCGGCCUUCAUGGUCCGAAUCUUAAAGGGUUUCUCUACAACCCUACUUCUAUUCAUCAUCGUAUUCGCUAUUGUCACCAAUAUAUACAUCUUCGAGUUGUUCAAUUGGCAGAUAAUAGUAGCGGGCAUGGGUAUCCCGUGGCUGGGCUACUGCGCGGGCUACGCGUUGGCGCGCGCGUGUCGCCAGCCGCACGCGGACGCGCUGGCCGUGUCCAUCGAGACCGGCAUACAGAACACCGGCAUCGCCAUCUUCCUGCUGCGGUACUCGCUCGGACAGCCGCUAGCUGACCUUACCACUGUGGUGCCCGUAUCGGCCGCCAUUAUGACGCCGAUACCUAUGACCUGUAUCUACAUUUACCAGAAAAUUAAAGCUUGCUUUAUCAACCGACGAAAGCACAAGAAAAUGCUGGAAGAAGACGUCACCCCAAGCGGAGAGUCGCCGCAGCCCGCAAUCGUCUCAACCGCUGAUCUAUACGGAAGGACUGCCAAAGGUCUAGAGGCCGGCGGACACGACGCGCCCGACGCCAAGUGAUACGUAUUACAAGAUUACUUUAUUUAUUGUUGGAUUUGUUAAGUUUUUUUAAUGAUGAAAUAUGUUUUCUGUAAUCGGGGAUGUUGACCGUUUUUGAUAGGGGAUAAUUUACUGCAAUGUUAAAUCACCAGAGUGCAACACUAGCACAUACAGUAAUGGCGGUUUGGAGUAAUAUAGGCCGCUGAUCAGACACUUUUAAAUGACGUAGGAUGCCAUAAUGUAUAGUUAUUUACAAAGGUAAUGAAAAUGCUAAUAUAGCUUGACAGAAUAGUGAAUACUACAUACUUUACAUUUAAAUAUUUCGGUACGAUAGACAUACGAGAUUGUGAAAUAUGGCGAUUUGUUUACUGUAAGUGCUUGUGGCGACCUCUGCGCCGAGCUUUUCGUAAUGUCGCGUAUUAAACUGGCUGUUUUGUUUGUAUCGGUUAGUGACGUCAUAUGAUAUUUAAAAAUCGUUACAAGUAUUUGAAUACGUAAAUAAGAGUCUAAUAUGUUGAAAUGAAAUUAUUUAUUAUGCAAAAUGGGAUUAUGAAACCUUUUAGAGGAUGUGAAAAUGCAGUCAACGUCCCUUUCAUUAAAUGAUAUUAUAAUUGGUAUAUGUUAUUCAAUAUUAAUAUGUUGUUUUAAGGAAUGAUAGACAAUAAAGUGAUUAAAUUAGAUAUGGAGACAGAAAUUUGAAAACCAAUGGUAAACUCAGUUUGAUAAAGCUCGGUAAUAAUACAAAACAAUGUACGAAUCUUUAUAAAGACACCUUAUAGAAUAAUAAGUAAUAUUAUAUUUUAAUAAACUUUUAUUAAAAUAAUGUUACCAGUGAAGCAAUUGUGUAAACAUAUCUUGCCAUAUACAAAUAAUAAGAGAUCUUGUAAUACGUAUUUUUGGUAGAAUUUUGAAAUCUACUAUACUUGUAGUUUUUGUCCGUGGGUAACACAACGGGGCGCAGCUAGUAUUCUUAUAUAUCUUGAAACUUGUUAUUAAUUUUGGGUGCUUUUAUCCACUGUAACUGUUUUUUGAAAAUUAUGAAGCAUUGUUAUGCAUUUUGAGAAGAACUUUUAAAUUUAAUAUUUAUUUGAUUGUAUGGGCCUUCAUAUGUUUUGGCGCCAUACAUUAAUUGGUUAAAGAAGUGGCACACAUUGUUGACUUUUUUUAUAAAAAAAUAGUUGAACAUGAAGAACAAAUAAAUUGAUGUAUUUCUAAAGUAAAUAAUGUGUGCCUAUCUUUAAUAACUUACACAUAAAGAUUGGAUUUCACCUAUAAAAUUGUACGUAACUCAAAGCUUUUAUUUUAUGAUUUUAAUUUCUGCAAUAUUAUCUAUCACCUUGGUUAAGGCGUACUUUGCAUUAUACCGCUUGAAUAUUCAAUGUUGCCAGAUUAAAAAAACUAGAGUAGUAAUUUUGAACCUUGAUCUGGAUUGAAUCUGAUUUGUCUUACUACUACUGCCAUUAAAAGCAUUUUAAACAAUUUGCAUUUGUGUUAACGAAAGCACAUAAAUGGUACAAGAUUCUGGCAACAUUUUAGUAGAAGUGUUUGUGACUUAUUAGUUUGGUAAUGCAUAAAUAUUUUCUUAUUUUUUUGCUUUUUUUAUAACAUGUAAGGUCUCCAUUGGUUUAUGGUGAUUCACAACUCGUUUAUAGGUGAAACAGAUGUGAUGUAAGAAUGAAAUGUUUGUUUUGAGAACAGUAUUGCGUUAAGUUAUAUGAGAUCGAUAUUGUAUUAAGAAUCUAAUACAAACGUUUUCCAUGAAGA
Trichoplusia ni (cabbage looper) is the source of this 3346-nucleotide messenger RNA. Its product is annotated as ileal sodium/bile acid cotransporter-like. Gene Ontology annotation, cellular component: membrane. The record is from RefSeq and is a predicted model, not a curated record. Lineage: Eukaryota; Metazoa; Arthropoda; Insecta; Lepidoptera; Noctuidae. The transcript is spliced from 10 exons. Bases 179 to 1603 code for a protein of 474 amino acids.